AACUGUUUUUCGUCGUACCUAUUAUUCUCUAAUUCACAAUAAAAACAAAGUAAUAAUGAUAAAUGAGUAGAGAUCGGAGAGUGACGAUAAAGUAGUCGCGAGUAAUCAAAAGUUGCGAACAGUGAAUUGCAAAGCCUAGAAAAAAUUGCAAAGUACAGGUACAUAAUUGAGAACUAGAGAGACUUACAAAAUAAAUUCAAGAACGUUGAAUUUUUUAAAUAACAAAAAAUCAUAUUACUGGGAAAAUGUCGUAAGAGUUUGCAGAAGUUCUGAUAAUACCUCUUGACAAGUUUCUUCUCUACAUUUUUUUUUUAAAUGAAAUCAAACUGUACGAUGAAAGUGAUUUCGUUGUAUUUCCUUGUUAUCGUCGGAAUAACUUGUGCCGAUGAUGAUAAAGUGCGAUACGAUGGGUAUAGACUGUACAAGGUGCAUGUCACGGAUGAUACUAAACUCGAACUGCUCCACACAAUGCGAGACAGCGAUGGUUACGCGUUCUGGGAACGACCAAGGGUCAAUUACACUGCGGAUGUUAUGAUAUCGCCGGAGAAACUUCAGGAGUUCAUGCAAAUCGCAAAUACGUCGGAACUUGAACCUGAAUUGAUGAUGGAGAACGUGCAGAAGUAUAUCGACAAUGAAAAUCCUCGUAGAAACGUGCGUGGCAAUUUUGACUGGCUGGGAUAUCAUCGAUUGGACGUAAUCUAUCGAUGGCUGGAUUCUCUGGUGACUCAACACCCCGAAAUCGUGAAACCAGUGACAGGUGGUAGCAGCUACCAAGGACGAAGCAUAAGAGGCGUGAAGCUCUCUUACAAAGAGGGCAAUCCUGGCGUGUUCAUCGAAGGUGGAAUCCACGCCAGGGAGUGGAUAUCGCCGGCUGUCGUAACUUACAUCCUGAAUGAAUUGAUACUUAGCGACGAUCCACGCAUCAGAUACAUGGCUGAGUCUUACGACUGGUACAUCUUCCCCGUAUUCAAUCCGGAUGGUUACGAGUACACGCACACAACGAAUCGUCUUUGGCGAAAAACAAGACGACCGACUAGAGGAGGAUGCAUCGGUGCUGAUCCCAACAGAAACUGGAACUUCCAUUGGGCAGAUGGUGGUACCAGUCCAUUUCCUUGCAGCGAGAUAUACCCCGGCGAUAAGCCAUUCUCCGAAACGGAAACGAGAACCAUGUCAGAAUACAUUGACAGCAUCCACGAAAAGAUAUUCGCCUACAUAGCAUUUCACAGUUACAGUCAAUUGUUGCUCAUCCCUUACGGCCACACCAACAAAAGGGUCUACAACUACAACGACCUGUUUCAAAUUGGAAAUUACUCAGCGAACGCUCUGUCGAAAAGAUACGGAACAAAAUACAGAGUUGGAAACAUCGUCGACAUUAUAUAUGUUGCAUCCGGUGGAUCGAUGGAUUGGGUACGAGGGACCUACAACACUCCAAUAACAUUCACUUACGAGCUUCGUGAUACAGGAAGAAAUGGUUUCAUCCUGCCGGCAAAUCAAAUUAUACCGACUGCAGAGGAAACGAUGGAUUCAUUGGUUGCCAUGUUCGAGCAAGCUGCAAAGCUUGGUUAUGGAGCGUCUUAGACAACACUAUUUAAAUAUAAUUAUUUUUAAACAGAGUUCAAUUUAUCAGUACUCCAAGGUACAUUAAGCAGUCAACUACGUUUGAAUCUCCUAAUUUAUAUUUUUACAAAAUUGUGCGAAAAUAGUGUUAAUAUUUAUACCAUCGUAUUAACGUUUUUCAGUUUAGUAUUAAGUGGAUACAAAUAUUGUUACGAUAUGUAUUAUAAAAUCAAGUUUAAUAGUUGAAAUAAUUCAUGGCCCAUCAAGUGUGAAUUUUAUUCUUCUAAUGUUUCAAAUAUUACAAUUUCGUAUUGUUUUAAAAUAAUUACUAAUUCAUACUAUUUUUAUUAAACUAAACACGCUUACUAUUGUUUCACCUUUUGACUGAAGCUCCAUUAUUUCUUUUACGAUUGAAACUUUGAAACUACUACUUGUUCUUUCGCGAUGAUCAAAUUUAUUAUAAUAAACUCCAAAGAAGUUUUCAUCGCGUUACGUCCUAGGAACAUGUUUGACUACAAACAUACAUUUAUAAUCAGAGAUUGAUCAUAAUCUAUGUGUUUUCUUUUAUAGGCUUUUGGUUUAUCGCGAUUUGAUAUAUCCAUCCAAAAAUGUAGACUCUAAAUUGGGAAGGUUGUUUGUAAUCGCGAUCUUGAUUCUUCACCUGCACUUAAAACACUAGCAUGUUCACACGAACGAUCGGAUUAUGUUCGAUAGAAUGUUCGUCAUUUUAAUUUGUUUAACACCUUAUCGAGUGAAUUUUAUUUAUUUAUUUAUUCUUCAAGAAAGAAAUUAUUCCGAAGGUUUAGAAGAUAUUUAAAGAAUUUUUAAAAAAGACAAGUUGACAAAACUAUUAUCAAUAAUUUGUCGAUUAAUAUGGCAAAUCGGAAUUUAGUAGAUUUUCUUAUAAACAAACAGACUUUUGAUACACUAAUUUUACUGCCGACUUUAUUCUUCUUUAUAUUGUCCAAAAUUUAAUUCUUUUGUAGAUGAUAAACGUCUAUAUACUAAAUAUUUCUAUGAUGUUAAUGAAUAUUAAAUUUUCGCGAAACCGAUGCUUUGUGUUUUUUUUUAAGGAAUGACAUCCUCGUGACGAAAAGAAUUUAAAUCUGUUUACAAUAAAAAUAAAAUAAGAAGAGUGCUAUGGAAGAAAUCGUAUUAAUGACAAAGAUAUGAUUCUCAGUAAUAUAUUAUUCUAGAUGCUGAUCUUUAUGAAAUACAUACACGAAUAUCCAUAUCUCAAAGGCAAACUACAGUAAGUAAGACUUCGAAAUCUAAAAAUUGUGUAUAAGCAUACCACAAUCACUUUACUAAUAUUAAACUCUUAACUGCUACUUAAAAUAUUAAGUUAAAAAAAUUGUGUAGUAACGUACACCUAGUUCCCUUCUAAGCUACAAUUAUUGAAGAAUACAUUACAAAAUUAAAUCAACGCAAAGAUCUUUCCCAUUACCGAAUAAUUCGCCACGAAAAUAAUUAUUACACGCGUAACUAUUCAUUCAAUUAAAAUAAAAUGUACCAAUUGAAUAAAAUCAUUUUUAGCUACACACCCUAUCAUCCUGCAUUUCCUUUCCUUUCAUGCACCAAAUUGUAGGUCCACAGGGGGAUUGAAACGGCACACAUUAUUCCCUGUCGCGGUAUUAACGAUCAGUGUCCGAGUGGAGUAACCCGGAAUUAA
Messenger RNA from Hylaeus volcanicus, 3229 nucleotides. RefSeq names its product zinc carboxypeptidase-like. Gene Ontology annotation, molecular function: metallocarboxypeptidase activity; zinc ion binding. Bases 316 to 1578 code for a protein of 420 amino acids. Gene Ontology annotation, biological process: proteolysis. NCBI's taxonomy places the organism in Eukaryota, Metazoa, Arthropoda, Insecta, Hymenoptera, Colletidae. The transcript is spliced from 5 exons. The record is from RefSeq and is a predicted model, not a curated record.